AUUUGCCUCGGGACGUUAAGUUCCAUUUUGGUACUUUAUAUCACAGUCAGACUCAAGUGGAAACAAACCUCUGGCACCAAACCAAUUGGGGGUCUUUUCUCGGCGAGCUGGUCUUGGCGUUAUCCGCGACGUGCCUGCUCCGCGAGCUUUCCGCCAGCCGCCCGGCGGACCAAUCAGAGCGCAGUAUUGUAAAAGCAGCCUAUUUGCCGCAAAGCUGAAACUGCUGCAAAAGUGCUGCUUUAAAGGCGCAGCUCCAAUUCAGUUUCAUCUUUGCCAGAAGUAUUGACAAUUAAUACCUUGCCGUCAUUUUUGAAAAGGUAUAUAUUUUGUCUUUCCAAGGUAAUAAGUAAGUGUAUCUUAAUCUUGAUUGGUGACAUUAAAAUUAAACAUAUCUAAUGACAAAUGCACUAUUUUGAAAGGGCUAGAUGUCUACCUCCGUGUUGCCAAAUAACGUUUUCCUAGCUGUCGUGCUAACUAACGUUUACUUAUGGUUCUCCAAAACUGGCUUUUCACUUCGACUUAACACAAAGAAAAUAAUGAUAGCAAAUCGUUAGAAGGGUGAUGAAUUGGUAAUAAUUCAGUUCCAAAUGAACUGAGUUUAGUUUUGUGAUUUACAUAUAGCUUAUUACAAACCGACUUCUAGCUAGGGGCCUGUGGAAGGACUGGCAUUUUCUAUUAAUUUGUCCCAGCAAUUGCACAAUAGUAACCGAAUGCUAGAGAUUUUUUUCUUCCCCAAACAUUUUAUGUUUUUCGCCCCACGGUAAUAGACGUAAUGUUGGCUGUUUUGCCACAUGGAUUAGAAAGUAUUUUAAAUGUGUAUUUUAUUCAGCAUCUCAUGUUUAUGAAUUCUUUUUAAAUGUAAAAGUAUAACUUUGCACCAUUAUGAACCCUUAUGAAUGAGACAAAUCUCAGUGAAACUUUGUGUCCCCACGAACCAACCAUGAAUUGUCAUGUUCCAGUUUAGUUAACGUACAAGGAUGUGAUGUACAGCAGACCACUCCAGAGAUUAUUUUGCUGUCCCUGUCUGAGAGAAAGAGACGGGACAGGAAUUUAAGUAUAUUGUUGGACCCAAGUUUACUGGAACUUUCUACAACCCAAGUGAAAGAUUUCUACAGCAGAGUGAUUCGUAAGCAUUCCCUCAGAUUUCUGGGAAUUGAAUGUCAGCAAACAAGGAAAAAUGGAUGGUUUGUCACUGAAGGCUAAGGAAUCUGUGAGUGGAAGAAUGGAUAAAUCAGAAGAGGUCAAGAUAGGAACGGACACAGAGGAGAUGCAACCUGGAUCUACAGGGGAAUUGGUGAAGCUUUCUGAAUGUCAGUCAGAUACGCCUUGGACUAGAGGAGAGGCUGAGAAUGGGCCCAAGGUAACGAGUGAGAUUUCAGCUUUCAAAGGUGCCCCAAAAGAUGCUGAAUGCAAUAAGCUGCUGGAACACAUGCAGGAGCAGCUCAGGAAAGAUUCCUUACCACUGAGUGAGAUUCAGACAACAGAGUCUAAUGCCGAGGAACAGCAGAUGAAGAAACAGUUUGGGGAGGUUACAGCAGAGGGCAGCAUUGAGCCACAGCCAAGCAAAGUCAAGCCAGGAAGAGCAACUGAAGCUAAGGAUCUUCCUGCCACCUGUAGUCCAACUGAAAACGCAACCGCAUCUGAAGAAGUACAAGAAAAGCUGGAGAGUCGGAGAGUUCAGCGCUUGAGGAGAAUGGAGUUGAGAAGAGCAUCACAGAAAUCUUCAGAUGGUGACCAGCUGUCUGACGAUGACUCUGACACCAUGGUGGACGAUCCCAGUGAUGUGGAUUUCGUCCCACGUGCUGCACGUCGCUCCACCCGAGCGCCGUCACGGAGUCAGAGGACGUGCGAGGCUUUCCCAGCGGUCAGCCAGCCCAGCCUCACUGCCCCUGCUGGCCACGUUGCUAUUCCCAAAAUCCAGCAGCUGUCCUCCCAGAAGCUGAAACCCUCUCGUUUCCUGCCACAUUGCUCACCUCGCCAGUCUGUAAAGAUGCACUGUGCUAACUGCCACAACGCCUUGCAGAAGGGCCAGACGGCCUACCAGCGCAAAGGCAUGCCUCAGCUCUUCUGCUCUUCUGCCUGUCUUGCUGCCUUUACUGGGAGACCACCUAGGAAAAAGCCUUGUGUGUAUUGUAAAAGGGAUAUCGGGACUGUAAAGGAGACCGUUUUUGCCCAGAAUGGGCCAUCAAAUUCUUUCCAGGAGUUCUGUAACAAUGUCUGCCUAUCCCGUUAUGAGACUCAGAGCCAGAGGUGCUCUGCACUUGUAACUGAGCUGUCUGGUCUGCGAUGCAGCAUGUGCCACCUGGUGGGAGAGAUCCUUCAUGAGGUCAGUAGUGGGAACAUGGUGCAUCACCUCUGCAGCGAUACUUGCUUCAGCCACUUCCGGGCGACCAAGGGCCUGAAGACCAGCUGCUGUGACAGCUGUGGCCUCUAUAUCUACGCCAAGACCUCGCGUGUUGAGUAUCUUCUCCAUGAGGGCCAGCAAAGGCGCUUCUGUGACGCCACAUGCCUGGCUCAAUUCAAAAAGAAAAACACAAAAGUGCUCCCAUGCCAGUGGUGCAAGACCUUAAGUAAAAAUUUUGACAUGCUGUGCCGUGGGGAUGUUCAUGGAAAGGCGCAGCUCUUCUGCUCCUUGUGCUGCAUCACAUCUCAUAAAGUGAAAACGUCUGGCGAUACAGUCCCCAUGCAGCCUUGCAGCUUCUGCCUGCGUGAGCUCGCUGAACCUGCCUAUUACUACACAGCCAACAGAGUUAUUUACCAGUUCUGCAGCCCCAGCUGCUGGACUAAAUUUCAGAAAAACACCCCAGAUGGCGACAUUCAUCUGAGCUGCCACUCUUGUCACAAUAUGUUUAAUGGAAAGCCAGAAAUAUUAGAUUGGCAGGACUCAAUCUUCCAGUUCUGCUGUAAGGAAUGCUGCGAAGAUUACAAACGGCUGCAUGGGGUGGUGUCUGUCUGUGAGCACUGCAAGCAGGAGAAGCUUCUCUAUGAGAAGAUCAAGUUCUCCGGUGUAGAGAAGAAUUUCUGCAGUGAAGGCUGUAUCUUGCUGUACAAACAAGACUUCACCAAAAACUUGGGCCUGUGCUGCAUUACCUGCACGUACUGCUCUCAGACCUGCACUAGAGCAGUUACUGAAGAGAUGGACGGCAACACAUGGGACUUCUGCAGUGAGGACUGCAAGAGCAAGUACCUGCUGUGGUACCUAAAGGUAGCAAGAUGCCACGCCUGCAAGAGACAAGGGAAACUUCUAGAAACCAUCCAUUGGCGGGGGGAGAUCAAGCACUAUUGUGACCAGAAGUGUCUCCUGCGGUUCUACAGCCAGCAGAACCAACCCAACCUAGACACCCAGCAGGGCCCAGAGAGCCUGCUCAACAGUCAGUCCCCAGAAUCCAAGUCACCCCCUGCUGCGGUGAAGAAAAGUGAACCCACAGGGAGACGGCACAUAGCCCAGCCCCCUCCUCCGCCUUCCUCACCCCCUCCUGCCGCGACUCCGCUUAACAAAAACAAGGCUUCCUUAUGCCGGCCCAUGAUGGAGGACCAGGCCACGACCUGCAGUCCGGAAGUAAAGUCACAGGGCUGCCAGACGGAUGACAUACCAAUGGCUCCACCUUUUGUGCUGCCGAUUCCCAUGCCGGUCUACAUCCCGCUUCCACUGCACAUGUACUGUCGCUAUGUCCCAGUGCCCCUCACACUGCCUCUACCGGUUCCUGUGCCCAUGUUUUUCCCCACUACACUUGAAAAUGCAGAUAAGAUAGUGGAGGCCAUGGAGGAGAUCAAAGUGAAGAUCCCAUCUAACCCACUGGAGGCUGACAUCCUGGCCAUGGCUGAGAUGAUCGCUGAGGCCUCAGAAAUGGGCAAAGCCUCCUCAGAUCUCUGUGAUUUGGUCGGUAACCCGAGUGCAGAGAGCUUGCUGGAGGACUGUGAUCUGUUUGGCCCAACCAGAGAUGAUGUGCUAUCCAUGGCUGUUAAGAUGGCCAAUGUUUUAGAUGAACCAGGUCCAGACUUGAGAGAAGAUCUUCCUAAAGAUCUAAACCCCAGCGUUGAGUUUCUUAUUGACUGUGGAAUUGUCAGCCCAGACAGCGUUUGUGUAAAAAACGAGCUUCCGGUGGCUGUGAAAAAGGGCUCAAAGCAGCUCGGCUUGUCUGAGAGCUGUUCCAAGGACGCCCCAGGCGCUCAAGCCACCAGGACACGGUUAAAUCACACAUAUGGUGUCAACGCCUGGAAGGUUUGGGCUCAAAGUAAGAACCAUGCGACAGAGGAGAGAAAAAAGAAGCGUUCUAAAGUAAAAGAGGACAUUCUGUCUUGCACGGCUGCUGAGCUGAAUUAUGGAUUGGCACAGUUUGUCAGAGAAAUUGCCAGUCCUGGUGGAGAAUACUACGAGCCAGACAGUGUCUACUACCUGUGUCUUGGAAUUCAGCAGUAUCUUCUAGAAAAUCACAGAAUGGUGAACAUCUUCACAGACCAGUACUAUGCGAACUUUGUUCAAGAACUGAAUAAGAUACUGAGCAAGUGGAAGCCGGAAAUAUCUCCAGAGGGUUUGGCCCGCUCGGACGUGGAGGAGGAGCACUUGUGGGACUGUAAGCAGCUGGGCGUGUACUCACCCUCCGUUUUACUGAACACCCUAAUGUACUUCAACACCAAGUACUUCGGCCUGAGGACUGUGGAGCAGCACAUGGAGCUGUCCUUCACCAACGUGGCUCGACAGUCCCGCUCGGUCUCUGUGUCGCAAGGCGCCAUCAAGGUACACAGCGUCUGCUACUACCCCAGCUGGCGGCACCGAAAGACCAAAGAGGCUGCCUUAGGAAAGAGGAAGCGGGAUGAUGACAUUCCAGCCAAGGAACAGCAGGAAAACAGGAUGAACCCUCUCCGAUGCCCUGUCAAGUUCUUUGAGUUCUACCUGUCCAAGUGUUCUGGAACUGUGAGGAAUCGCAGCGACCUGUUCUACCUGCAGCCUGAGAGAUCCUGCAUGGCAGAGAGCCCGCUGUGGUACUCCGCCGUCCCCAUGGACCACACCACUCUGGAGACCAUGCUGCACCGGAUCCUGGCCGUCAGGGAGGUCCACAGAGACUACACAAGCAAGGAGCAUGCGGUCUGAGCCUUGAGAGAUGCUGGACCUCAUUGCUGACUGCAUCACAACAAACUGUGCUGUUCAUAGUUAAUGAAAUUGCGGGAAGGUCGUAAUCCUGAAAUAUUUCUUGCACGUGAAACUUCUGAAAAGUCCGUAGAUCAGCACCUUUCUGUCACACAUUUCACUCUGUGCGACUUCUGGAUUGUACCAAAAUACAGAGAAAGCAUUUAUUUUAGCGCUUCUCGAAAUAGUUUUAUGUAGGAGUAUAAAUGAUGCCACUGUGGCAUUUAGGCUUCAAGUGCUUCUGUGUUGACAGUCUUUGUUAUAGAAGUUUAAAAGGUCUGAAUCUUAGUUUUUGAAUAACUUGAAAGCAUUGUCUGCCAGUUGUAGUUACAAUUACUACAUCUGUUCAUUUUUCUUUCUACUUUAUUACAUGCUCUGCAGUACUUUUGGAUAAAGGCUAAAUUUACCAUUAAAACUUCAAUACUGUAUACAUGUACCUAUUAAUAAAGUUAAAUUAAAAAAAACCUGUGACUGAGAGAUCCUUUUAUUUUAUUUUUUUUACAGAAUGUUUUUGCAUGUUGCCUGUUAAGGUUUAAUGACUAAUCCAUGAAGGUGGUGGUUGCUAUGGUUUUAUGUUUUAGUCUUGGAAGAAAUAAAGGGAGAAGAUAUUGGCAUAUUUAAUGUUAUAUUCAACAGAAACAAGUGUGAUAUGAAGUGUUUUGCAAUGAAAAGUAGGGCAGUGCAUUUGUGUUUUGCACUCACCAUGUUUCCACCUUUGUUUAAUCCGCUGAAUACAGUCCAGUCACUGGCAUGUGUUGCCAGCAGUGAAAUGCCAUUUUCCCAUGUGAUCAAUACUGUGUUGUACUGAAACUGACCCAAAGUGUACCAUAUAUUUUUUUCCACAACUGCAUUUGUACUAUAAAAUAUAGAUGAAUAUAUGCACUAUAUUAGCAAUCGGAAGAACAACUAUAUUUUCUGCUGAAGAGAAAAGAUUAAAAAUGAAAACUGAUAUUGA
Paramormyrops kingsleyae is the source of this 6083-nucleotide messenger RNA. Lineage: Eukaryota; Metazoa; Chordata; Actinopteri; Osteoglossiformes; Mormyridae. The record is from RefSeq and is a predicted model, not a curated record.